AUGGAUUUUGUUCCAGAUGACAUAUUGAAAGAGUUUCCUCAAGAAAACGAAAGGCACCUCAUAGAUACCAAAACAAGGGUGAAGUUUGGGAACAGCAUUUCAGCUGAAAAAAUUCCACGGUCUAAAAAGGUGACAUGGACUAAAACUGAGGGAUCAAAUGAAAUCGCAUUGAAAUCCGAGACUUCAUUCAGGAGCAUUAUUGCUUCUAAGCAAAGGUCUCACACAAACGAUAGGAGUUAUGUUGUAUAUUUGUCUAAAAAACUCGCCGAUAUCGUUCAGAAUUCUCAUAUAGGAGAACUUUCACCUGUUGAAAGUGCAGAGCAACUUCAGAAGUUUAAAGAAGCUAGUCACAUGGCAUUAAAGAGUAUUCAAAACAUUUUCCGAGAGGCAAUAACUCAGAUACGCCCUGAAGAAAGUCAUCGCAGGGCAUUGCUUCUUAGCCUGUCAGAUAGGUACGAAAAUAUUUUCAAUAACUUAAUUGAUACUUGUGAGAAUCUAUAUUCAGCUGUGAUCUCUGGUAGAAAAGAUCUUUGCAUGAUAAACGUAGAGGGUCUGCGUAACAAAAAGAAAUUGGAGGACUGUUUGAAGUGUCUCACUGACGCGAGUUUAGGCAAUGAAAAACUUCAAUCAUCUAUCAAAAAUCUGAAUUUAGAGAUAAUGCAAGCUAUUUCAUCUACAAAGGCAAAUGAAGAAGAAGUAACUGAGAGUGAUCAAAGAGUACUUGCAGAAGAAAGUUGUCAUUGCUUUAAUAUGGCUCUUAACUUAAUAAAAUUGUUUUGUGAUAGAAACAUGGUGACUAUUAUAGAUCAUCUCCAAAUGUCCAAAGAUAAGUGGUUAACUAUGUAUGAUCGAUCAUUUCUGUUGAUGAGAAAAUUAAUAACACAAUUAUUUGAAACAUUGGCAGCGUGUUCAGAAGGGAUUAUGCGCUUUUCUGAAUGUCUGGAAUACUUAUUUAUGUCAUCUAAGUAUCAUUUGGAUGACUUGUUGAAAAAAACUGAAAAAUUAGAAAUUUAUCUACAUCCAACGUUUGAGGAUAACGUAAAAAAUAGAAGUCCAGAAUAUACAACGCGUGCUACCAUUCUACUGACUGAUAUUCUAGAAACAGCGCAAAAAUUGUUAAACAAAAUAGAUAAAUUGUGGACAAUGAAAAAAUGUGAAUUAAUUAAUCAAAUUGGUUUGAAUACAUGCCAAUAUGAUAGAACUGAUAUAAAUGAAAUAAAAAAUAAUGAUGAAACUAUUAAAGAUAAUGAUGAAAAUUUUAAACAAAAUCAAACAAUAAAUAAUAAGAUAUUUAAACAUGGAACUUUUAUUUCAACUUUAAGAUUAAAUUGUAGUUCACAAAAUAUUGCACAACCAAAAUUUUAUAAACAACUUUUUAAAAUAUUAAAAUCUGAAAUAAAUUUAUCUGAUUUAAAAUUACUACUUAAAUCAGCAACAGAUGAAUUUCAUGAAUUAUUUGUAUUUAUGAAAGAAAAUUUAAAUGAUCAACAAUCAUCAGGAUUAUUUAAUUGGUUGAAUUUAACAAAUAAUAUCAAUGAUUUAGAAGAUGUACUUUGUAGAUUAUCAAGUAUACUGACUAUUCAAGAACGUAAUUUAAUCAAACUAAUCGAUUUAAAUGACUUAGGCAUAUCAACUUUUGUUCAUAUGAUUGAAAAACUUAAGAUAAUUUAA
Messenger RNA from Schistosoma mattheei, 1671 nucleotides. The record is from the annotation of a GenBank genome assembly. Lineage: Eukaryota; Metazoa; Platyhelminthes; Trematoda; Strigeidida; Schistosomatidae.